Amphiprion ocellaris (clown anemonefish) is the source of this 4192-nucleotide messenger RNA. RefSeq names its product glucan (1,4-alpha-), branching enzyme 1b (gene gbe1b). Gene Ontology annotation, molecular function: cation binding; 1,4-alpha-glucan branching enzyme activity; hydrolase activity, hydrolyzing O-glycosyl compounds. Gene Ontology annotation, cellular component: cytoplasm. The transcript has 16 exons. The coding region runs from base 86 to 2155 and encodes 689 amino acids. The record is from RefSeq and is a predicted model, not a curated record. Gene Ontology annotation, biological process: glycogen biosynthetic process. NCBI's taxonomy places the organism in Eukaryota, Metazoa, Chordata, Actinopteri, Pomacentridae.
CACGUCUGUCCUCUGCUCCCCGCCACCGUUCAGUCCCCUCCGACCUGCAGCGGUCGGCGCUCGAUUGGUUCGGUCUGGAGCAGCCAUGGCAGACCGAGAGGAUAAUGUUACAGUCCCCGAGUUCAGCAGCCUUCUCCAAAUGGAUCCCUAUCUCAAAACGUACGAGAAGGACUUCAAGAGGAGGUAUGACCUGCUACAGAAGCGACUCUUCGAGCUGGAGGAGGCAGAGGGAGGCUUUGACCAGUUCACUCGCAGCUACAAGACGUUCGGUGUGCAGCGGCAGCCUGACAACAGCCUGUUCUUUAAAGAGUGGGCUCCAGCUGCAGAGGCCCUCUUCCUUACUGGCGACUUCAAUGGCUGGGACAAAUUCUCCCACCCUUACACCAAGAAAGACUUCGGCAAAUGGGAACUGAUUCUUCCACCCAAGCAUGACAAGUCUCCAGCUGUGGAUCAUCACACCAAACUCAAGGUGGUAGUUCACACCAAGGAGGGUGAACGCCUGUACCGGAUCUCGCCUUGGGCAAAAUAUGUGAACAGAGAGGAGAAAUCUGUCAUCUAUGACUGGGUUCACUGGGAUCCCCCUCAACCUUACAAUCAAGUUCACCCUCGACCAGCAAAGCCUACGAGCCUGAGAAUAUACGAGGCUCACGUGGGCAUCGCUUCACCGGAGGGAAAGAUCGCCUCGUACACCAACUUCACAAACAACGUGCUGCCUCGCAUAAAAGACUUGGGUUACAACUGCAUUCAGCUGAUGGCAGUCAUGGAACACGCCUACUAUGCAAGCUUUGGAUAUCAGAUUACGAGUUUCUUUGCUGCUUCCAGUCGCUAUGGUACCCCGGAUGAGCUGAAGGAGCUGAUCGAUGUGGCUCAUUCUAUGGGCAUCGUGGUGCUGCUGGACGUCGUUCACAGUCACGCCUCCAAGAACACGGAGGACGGCCUGAAUCACUUCGACGGCUCCAACUCUUGUUACUUUCAUUCUCCACCCAGAGGGGAGCACAAACUGUGGGACAGCCGCCUCUUCAACUACUCCAGCUGGGAAGUGCUGCGUUUCCUGCUGUCAAACCUGCGCUGGUGGAUGGAGGAGUACCGCUUUGACGGAUUCAGAUUUGAUGGCGUUACCUCCAUGCUGUACCAUCACCAUGGCAUCGGCUCAGGCUUCUCAGGGGACUACAGCGAAUACUUUGGCCUACAGGUGGAUGAGGACUCUUUGGUUUACCUGAUGCUUGCCAAUCACAUUCUUCAUACGCUUUAUCCCGACUGCAUCACUGUUGCAGAGGAUGUGUCAGGGAUGCCUGCUCUCUGCAGACCAGUGGAGGAGGGAGGACUUGGUUUUGAUUACCGGCUGGCGAUGGCUAUUCCUGACAAGUGGAUCCAGAUCCUGAAGGAGUUAAAGGAUGAGGACUGGAACAUAGGCAACAUCACCCACACACUGACCAACAGACGAUAUGGAGAGAAGUGCAUCGCCUAUGCAGAAAGUCACGACCAGGCUCUGGUCGGUGAUAAGACUCUGGCCUUCUGGCUGAUGGACAAGGAGAUGUACACCAACAUGAGCUCUCUGAUUCCCAUGAAUCCUAUCAUCAACCGUGGCAUUCAGCUGCACAAGAUGAUCCGGCUAAUCACACAUGGUCUGGGUGGAGAAGGCUACCUUAACUUCAUUGGAAAUGAGUUUGGCCAUCCUGAGUGGCUGGAUUUCCCCAGAGAGGGCAACAAUCAGAGUUACCACUAUGCCCGUCGGCAGUUUAACCUGGUGGAUAUGGAUCACCUCCGCUACUGUCAGCUCUAUGCCUUUGACCGGGACAUGAACCGCACCGAAGACAAGUAUGGCUGGCUGGCAGCUCCACCUGCCUAUGUCAGUGCCAAGCAUGAAGAGGACAAGGUCAUUGUGUUUGACAGGGCAAAUGUGGUCUUUAUCUUCAACUUCCACCCCAAUAAGAGCUUCCAGGGCUACCGGGUGGGUGUAGAAGUUCCAGGAAAAUACAAAAUCAAGCUGGAUUCAGACAUGGUUCAGUAUGGGGGUCACGGACGGCUGGACCAUGGCACAGAGUUCUUCACAGAGGCACAGCCCUUCAACGGCCGCUCCAACUCCAUCCUGGUCUACAUCCCCUGCAGAACAGCUAUUGUCCUGGCCAACGAGGAGAUAGAUUACUGUUAUUAGAGGAUGAUUGUCUCCACAGAGACCAGGAUUGAGAAUGGAUUCCAAAUUCAAACUGAGUGUUAACAAUCACCUUCAUCUUAAAGUGUCAACCUUGCACACCACCCAAACCUACUUUUUGUCUUCAAGUCUGUUUUUAAAUGGGGGAAAAAAAGCAUUGUAGGCUUGUGUGCUUUCAAAUACCAUCUGCAACCUUAGACGCUGUGUAACCCCAUUUACUGCAGAUUGGUCCAUUUGGGAAGCGUCCAACCUAACCAGCAGCUAGAUGCUAAAACUCAAAACCCUGCCGAGUCCAUCCACCACUAGCCAGCAGCCAUUUAUAGGCUCUGCUGCAUUUGGCAUGUCAUCUGAAAUACAUGACCGACGACUGUAGCAGAGUGAAGCAAUACAGCCAGUAUUCAUUUAUUCAAACAUAAUAAAUACAUAAAUAAAUAAGUAAAAUAUGAAUAUUUCAAUAUGUGAGAUAUAAUGAGUAUAUUCUACUUGAUUUAAUUAUUUUGUAUUUAAAUAGAACUAAUAUUAUAGUGUCAAAGACACAGAGGGAUUUACAGUAUUACCAGCACUUGAAAAUCAAAACGUCCAGGUACUUAAUCACUGGAGAUCUGCCUUUGUUAAUUUGCAUUGUGGGACAUUGUACAUAUAAAAAUAUAUUGCAAUUUGCACACAGUAAUAAACUGGUUUGAAUGAUUAUACUUUUAAUGAGUGUCUAAAACAGUUGUGUUGUAAUGUUUGAAUUUAUGCAGCUACUGGGAGCAUUUAAGUGGUUAUUUAUGGCUCAGUUAUUAAGCCAGUAAUUUGCAGCUAAAGCAGUGAUAAAAUCACCUAAUUUGGAUUGUUCACAGUGUGCCGCAUUAUGCACAAGCAACAUUUUAGCUGAAUUACACCAUUUUCCCCCUCUUUGCAUAGAGUAAUGCAGUUUUCCCCUGCAGUAGAUCACAUUAAAAUAGUUUGUUGUGAAUUUUCCUAAACUCUCCACACUGCAAAAUCCUACUACAACACUAAGUUGACACUGAUGAUCAGCACUUCCUUUUGUGUGGGAGAAGACAGUAUUACAGGUAUGACUCACAGACUAGACUACUUAAAGACACUGUGAUGUAUGUGCACCGUGUUCAUUAGGUACUGUCGCAUUCCCCCUGGGAUUAUUCCGGAAAAACACCAGAAAGCGCCUAAAUUCACACAGAGAACGACAUGUGCCUCUUCCAAUUAGUUCUGACUUUUGCGACUUUUUUUUGUCUCAACACACACUUGAUGAUUGAACGUCUCAAAGAGCAGCUGCAACGCUCGUCUUCAGUUCCCUAUCGCUGUUAUGUGAGAAGCUUAUUGAUUAGCUAAAAUGUGUACGAACCGAGAAAUAUCACUGAUGAUAGGUGACUGUGAACUCACUCGAUCGCAAAAUGUCAUAAAAUAUUAUGUUUUGCAAAUCACUGUGAUAAUUGGUCUGCUUCCAGCCUGUGUGUUGUGGGGUUUUUUUUUUGCUGUUGUUGCUUCCAUCCUCGUUCUAACAGUCCCUUGUUGCCAUAUGAAUGGGUGUCUUUUGGACAUUUUUAAGUAUUCUCUGCACGUGUUAUCAAAGCAAGCCUGAUAGAAGUGAAACAAGACGUGAUUCUGGGCAUCUCAGAUAAAAGCAAAUUCCUUGAUUUACUGCCACGGAUACUGUAAUUCUGUGAUCCACACCCACUGCAUUAGUGCAGAUUCUCAGGCAUUUAAGCCAUGUAUUGUAGCAUAUGGCAGGUUUUGAUCUGCCUCCCCUGCAGCUGAAGAAAACGCAUUCAUAUUCAGGACCAUUCUUCUGUGUUUAGCCAAAAGUAUCAAGAACAUGUCAUUUAUUUUUGUGCAACACCAAAGCGUUCAAAAAUGCCUUUCUCCACCUCUCGAAAAGCACAGAGAGGAUGCUUACAUUUUAUGCAACGAGGUGCUGAGACUGAAUUGGAGUGUUUAAUCAUCCCUCAUCUGACCCGAUGUCAUUGUCAUUUUUUGGCUGCCAAAAUGAAUUGUCUGUAUUUGUUCUCAAAAGUAAAGCUGAUGUCUGAUACACUGCAA